This is a messenger RNA of Notothenia coriiceps (black rockcod), 337 nucleotides long. RefSeq names its product nucleoside diphosphate kinase 7-like. The transcript has 2 exons. NCBI's taxonomy places the organism in Eukaryota, Metazoa, Chordata, Actinopteri, Perciformes, Nototheniidae. Gene Ontology annotation, cellular component: axonemal microtubule; centrosome. The record is from RefSeq and is a predicted model, not a curated record. The annotation marks the transcript as partial.
GCAGUAACCUGGUGCAGUUUGUGUCCUCGGGCCCCGUGGUUGCCAUGGAGCUGAUGGGUGAUGAGGCCAUGUCGAUCUGGAGGAGGCUCCUGGGCCCCGGAGACUCUGCUGUUGCUCGGAAAGAGGCUCCAGAGAGCGUUCGAGCCAAGUUGGGAACAGAUGGCGUCAAAAAUGUUGGUCAUGGCUCUGACUCAAUUGCAGCAGCAGCAAGAGAGCUGGAAUUCUUUUUCCCUUCAACAAUUGGCCAUGGACCCUCGAAUACAGCCAUCUUUACAGACUGCACGUGCUGCAUAAUCAAACCUCACGCCAUAUCAGCAGGUGAGGAACAUUUCUAUUU